Molecule: messenger RNA, 760 nt
Organism: Manihot esculenta (cassava)
Lineage: Eukaryota; Viridiplantae; Streptophyta; Magnoliopsida; Malpighiales; Euphorbiaceae
Product: 18.1 kDa class I heat shock protein
Exons: 1
Coding region: 102-575 (157 amino acids)
Biological process (GO): response to heat; response to hydrogen peroxide; protein folding
Source: RefSeq, a predicted model, not a curated record
CUCAACCUUCCUCUGUCACAGCAUCAUUCGCUGCACUGAAAACCCUCUGUGUGCCCAAGGUAAGCAAUCUAAUUCAGUCUUCCAGCUUAACUCAGCUGAAAAUGUCGCUCACCCCUUUCUUAGGCAACCGGAACAGUAUCUUCGAUCCUUUCUCCCUUGACAUUUGGGACCCCUUAAAGGAUUUCCCUUUCCCUUCCUCUGCUUCUUCUUCCUCGCUUUUACCCCGUGAAAACUCUGCUUUUGUUAGUACCCGCAUCGACUGGAAGGAAACGCCAGAAGCCCAUGUCUUCAAGGCUGAUCUUCCUGGCCUUAGAAAAGAAGAAGUGAAGGUUGAGAUUGAAGAUGAUCGGGUGCUUCAAAUUAGCGGAGAAAGGCAUGUGGAGAAGGAAGACAAGAACGAUACUUGGCAUCGCGUGGAACGCAGCAGCGGGAAAUUCGCUAGGAGGUUUAGGCUACCGGAGAAUGCCAAGAUGGAUCAGGUUAAGGCUUCCAUGGAAAAUGGGGUUCUUACUGUGACUGUUCCCAAGGUGGAGGUCAAGAAACCUGAUGUCAAGUCUGUUGAAAUUUCUGGCUGAGGGUUUCAAGUUAAGUGUCAUCUCUCUCGUGCGACAGAGUAUUUACUACGCAUAUAAUAAAUAUUAGGCUUUUGUACUAGGCUGUAAUGCUUCUGUUGUGUGUGUGGAAAGUGCUUGAUAAAAUCAGUUGGCUGUAAUGUGGAGUUGUUUAACCUAAUCUAAUAUGCUUUUGUCUUUUCUGUAGA